AUGGUCUGUCUACGAGGUGGCUGCAUUGGGGAAGCGUCUAAGCCAUAUGGUGUUUCACUGAGUUCUAAAACCCUUAAAGAGAACAAAAGAAAAGAAAAAGGAGAUGAGACCCUGAAAACUCGCAACGUGAAAACAAAUCGGCUGGACAGUAAGGAGUACAGCGACCUGAUAGUGCUGGGUUUGCCUUGGAACAGCACAGAAGAUCUUGCUUCUCAGUCAACAUGGCACAGAUUUUCAUCAGUCCCAAUGCGACACACGUGGCGUUGUCACUGGUCUAGAAUACUGGGAGCUACUACUCCCCAACCUCGCCCUAAGUGCUGCGGUUGUGGUACUAAAAGGCCAUCGUACAGGCUACGACAGGGCAGUUUUCCAGAAAUAAUGCUAGAGCGCAGAAACCAUCAAUCCUCGCCUAAAUGUGCAAAUGUGCAACACUAUAUGUCGCUAGCAACGAGCCCCUGUAGCCACUUUCAUUGAUGACCGGACAUCCUAGCAGUCUUCG
Lingula anatina is the source of this 499-nucleotide messenger RNA. RefSeq lists its product as uncharacterized. The record is from RefSeq and is a predicted model, not a curated record. Lineage: Eukaryota; Metazoa; Brachiopoda; Lingulata; Lingulida; Lingulidae.